Messenger RNA from Hibiscus syriacus, 1402 nucleotides. Its product is annotated as probable E3 ubiquitin-protein ligase RNF217. The record is from RefSeq and is a predicted model, not a curated record. The transcript has 2 exons. Gene Ontology annotation, molecular function: ubiquitin conjugating enzyme binding; ubiquitin protein ligase activity; zinc ion binding. Lineage: Eukaryota; Viridiplantae; Streptophyta; Magnoliopsida; Malvales; Malvaceae. Gene Ontology annotation, biological process: positive regulation of proteasomal ubiquitin-dependent protein catabolic process; protein polyubiquitination; ubiquitin-dependent protein catabolic process. Bases 139 to 1050 code for a protein of 303 amino acids. Gene Ontology annotation, cellular component: ubiquitin ligase complex; cytoplasm.
CCCCUUGAUGAAAGAGUUCAAUCAGACUAAGGAUCUUCAGUGCUAAAUUCCUAGAAAAGCUAUGCCGCUUCCUCCAUUUUGUUAAGAAAAAAAGGGAACCUUGUGGAGUGUAGAGACAGUUAGUAAAGAGUCCUUGAUAUGAUCAUGGCACAAACCACACCAUCAUCUGAUCUUGAUUUUGUUGAUGAUUUUUACUACUCGGCACUCUUUGACGAACACGAAGAUGAAAUCUUUCCUCCGUCCGACGACAAGUAUGCCCAGGAGUUGCAGUUUCAAGAGGCUCUCAUGUCAUCAACAGUCUCUUCGAACAAGGGUAAAAACACCAUCUGCAACCCAUACAUCGCCCAUUCUUCAUCGCCCAUAUUAAUCCAAGUCAUGCCUCUGCCCGGGUCCGUGGAUAUGGAAACAAAGGGAGCCGGUGAAUCCUCCUUAAGUUUCUGUGAGAUUUGCGUUGAAAGGAAAGAGAACGAUCAGAUGUUCACAACGGAAACCUGCAAUCACUCUUACUGUUCUGAUUGCAUCAGCAAGCAUGUCUUGACAAGGGUUGAAGAAAGCGUGACCCUUAUAAGGUGCCCUGGAGUGAACUGCGGGGCUGUCUUGGAACUCGAUGUCUGUAGGCCUCUGCUUCCCGAGGUGGUAAUCCAUCGAUGGGAAGAUGCUCUUUGUCAGGAGUUUAUUAAUGCGUCCCAGAGAUUUUACUGUCCUUUCAGGGAUUGCUCGGCCUCGUUGCUGAAUGACGGAGGGGAAGCUAUUAGAGAGUCUGAGUGCCCUUUCUGCCAUAGAUUGUUUUGUGCACAAUGUUAUGUGCCAUGGCAUCCAGGGAUCGAAUGUGCAGAAUUCCAGAGGCUUAAUGAGGAUGAAAGAGGCAGAGAAGAUCUCAUGGUGAGGGAACUUGCCAAGCAGCAAAAAUGGGCUAGGUGCCCCAAGUGCAAAUAUUAUGUUGAAAGAACAGUAGGUUGCCCACAUAUGAUUUGCAGGUGUAAGUUCCAGUUUUGUUAUGGUUGCGGAGAACAGUGGAGUGAUAAUCACGGUGGUUGCUCGAGGAACUAAGAGCACAACAACUCAACAAGACCACAGUAAAUGUUAUCAUCAUUUUAGUUGUUUUUAGUCUCUCAGAGAAAAUAUUUGCAUCAUAUGUGGAGUAAGUUUAAUUUGGGCUAAUGCUCUAGUUUCUGAAAGAUCAGACUAUUUGUUCAACUGAAUUGCUAGUUAUUAUUCUAGUAUGUGGAUGAUGUUUAUCAAUUGUUGUUUGUACUUGAUUGAUCAAGUUAGUGGUUCAUUUUGUGGUAGUCUAUUUGUUAAAUAUACAUGCUGAAAAUGCACAUUAAAACACCAGUAUAAAACCAUAGAACUGUAUCCUAGAAGCUCAUGAAAGAAAAAAGUCUUGAAAACAGCAAUUUUA